This is a messenger RNA of Fundulus heteroclitus (mummichog), 2290 nucleotides long. It is a transcript of the gene txlnba, whose product is annotated as taxilin beta a. The record is from RefSeq and is a predicted model, not a curated record. Bases 78 to 2081 code for a protein of 667 amino acids. Gene Ontology annotation, molecular function: syntaxin binding. The transcript is spliced from 11 exons. Lineage: Eukaryota; Metazoa; Chordata; Actinopteri; Cyprinodontiformes; Fundulidae.
CUCCUCCUGACCUUCCUCUGCCUGCUGCCUUCUCCUCUUCACCUCCUCUCCUUCGCCGCCCUGAUCCGUAACUGAGGAUGGAGACGUCAGUGGAAGCGGCUGAGCUGAUGGUGCCGGCCCAACCGGGCCAGGCCUCCUCCCUGCAGGGAGGAGCAGCAGUGACCUGCGCCUCCUCAGACUCCUUCGACCCGAUGGAGGAGUUCGGCCGGCGGCUGCAGGACAUCCUGAGGGUGCACGGCUCUGCAGACGGCCUGCAGGACAAACCGCAGCUGAGUUUGGACGCGGAGACAGAAAAGACGACCGAGGAGGCGAAAGGAGACGUGGAGACAGACAUCUCCCUCAUCAGCCAGAGUCUGGACAAGCUGCCGUCUCCAGAGCAGAAGCUGGAGGAACUGGUCCACAGGUUCUCUGAGCUGGCGGCGCUGCGGCGCCGGGACGCGCAGAGGACGGGCGCUCUGCAGCAGAAGCUCUGCGUCCUGCUGGAGGAGCGGCAGCAGCUGCAGGCCGAGCGCCGCUGCAGCGCGGCGGCCCGCAGCAAGCUGGAGGCUCUGUGCAGAGACCUGCAGGCGCAUUACAGCGCCAUGAGGGAGGAGACGCUGCAGCGCUGCAGGGAGGAUGAGGAGAAGAGGAAGGAGAUCACCAACCACUUCCAGGAGAUGCUGACGGAGAUUCAGGCCCAGAUCGAGCAGCACAGCAGCCGCAACGACCGGCUGUGCCAAGAGAACACCAACCUGACCCACAAACUGGAGAGCCUGAUGAGCCAGUACGAGCGGAGGGAGGAGAGUCUGGAGAAGAUCAACAAGCACCAGGACCUGCAGCACAAACUGACCGAGGCCAGACUGCAGCAGACCAACGCUCUGCUGACCGAGGCCGAGGAGAAACACAAGCGGGAGAAAGAAUACUUACUGGUUCAGGCUGCUGAGUGGAAACUGCAGGCUAAGACUCUCACAGAGCAGGCGACUGUCAUGCAGGCACAGCUGACCCUCUACGCUCAGAAGUUUGAUGAGUUUCAGGCAACUCUGGCCAAGAGCAACGAAAUCUACGUCCGCUUCAAGAAGGAGAUGGACAACAUGACAGAAAAGAUGAAGAAGGUGGAGAAAGAGGCCAACCUCUGGAGGACCAGGUUUGAGAACUGCAACAAGACUCUGAUUGACAUGAUUGAGGAGAGAACAGAGAAAGGCAAAGAGUACGACCUGUUCGUCCUGAAGAUCCAGAAGCUGGAGAAGCUGUGUCACGCUCUGCAGGAAGAGAGGAAAGGGCUUUAUGACAAGAUCAGAGAGGUCCGCCAGUCCAACGCCAACCUCCCGUCCAUGUUGUCCAGCUUCACCGAGAACUCAGAAGUUCCUGAAGAAGCCGCCAUCCCGGAUCUGGAGGGUCUCCAGGAGCUCCAAGAGGAGGACCCGGUCCUGAUGGAGAACAUCGCCCGUCUGAGGGAGGAGCAGGCCAAACUGCAGGAGUUCGCCGCCUCCCUGUUGGCCACGCCGGAGGGCGGCGAGGAGCAAGAGGAGAAAAAUGAGUCGGACGCAGGAAACGACUUGGUGGUCUCCGCCAUCGCUCAGUUCCAAACUAGAACCGAGAUGAAGGAAGAUCCGGUUCCAGUCCCGGCUCAAGUGGAAGAGGGAAAGUCUCCAGCUGCAGAGCCAGGCUUCACACAGUCUGCUGAAGACCAGAUGGUUCAAGAUCCAUCUGUGGCUCUGCUGGAGGCUCCAGAACCGCAUGGAACAAAGUCAGAACCAACAGAGCCUGCAGGAGUUCUGGAGGCGGGGCGGGUCCAGACCCAAGUCCUGGUCAGAGAGGAGCAACUAGUCCAGCAGUCAGAACCAACCAAGGUGGAACCAGAAGCAGAAGGAGCCAAGGUGGAACCAGAAGCAGGAGCUUUGAAGACAGAAUGUCUGGAGGAGACCUGUGAGGUGAAACCGGUGCUGCCAGUGGAGGACAUGCAGGUCCAGCCUGUCAGCGGACCAGAACAGGUACCAGAAAAGUCCACUCAACCUUCUGAAGGGUCGAACAAACCAGCUGCCUCCUCGACGAAGCAGGUCCAGAAGAAAAAGAAGAAGAGGAACAUGAAGAGCAGCAGCUGAACCUGAGGACGUGUGUGUGUGUGUGUGUGUGUGUGGUUCCUAGUCCAGCUGCUGAAGAUGUUCUUCAGAAACCCGACUGCUUGCAGAGGUCAGAGGUCAGAAUGAAGAUGUAGUCUGGGCUGCUGGAGGAGACGUCUCACUAACAUCUAUGUUUGCUUUGUGCUUAGUGAAUCUAAAACUGCUACCAAUAAAGAGAUUUUUGGAACAAA